AUGAAGGUCUUCAUCGUUGCCGCCGUCCUGGCCGUGGCUGCCGCCGCGCCGGCCCCAGACACCCCCGUGUACAAGCCCGCCCCUGCCCCGUACAAGCCGGCCCCCUACCACCCGGCCCCGGCCUACAAGCCGGCCCCCUACCACCCGGAGCCCCAGUACAAGGAGGAGCCCAAGCCGUUCGCCUACGACUACGCCGUCAACGACCACUACACGGGUACCAACUUCGCCAAGAAGGAGGAGAGCGACGGCCACAACACCCAGGGCUACUACUCGGUGGCUCUGCCCGACGGCCGCACCCAGCACGUCAAGUACGUCGCCGACCAUUACGGCGGAUUCAACGCCGAGGUCACCUACGAGGGCGAGGCCCAGUACCCCGAGUACCACCCGGCCCCGGCCUACAAGCCCGCUCCCUACAAGCCGGCCCCCGCCCCCUACAAGCCCGCCCCGGCUCCUUACAAGCCUGCCCCGGUCUACAAGCCCGCUUACUAAAUUGACUGCAACGCGGCAUUUCUUGUUUGUGUUGUGAUAUUUAUUGUCAACGCUCGUACCUGCGAUGUUUUAUAAUACAUGACUACGUUUGU
Messenger RNA from Amphibalanus amphitrite, 581 nucleotides. Its product is annotated as cuticle protein 7-like. The coding region runs from base 1 to 489 and encodes 162 amino acids. The transcript has 2 exons. Lineage: Eukaryota; Metazoa; Arthropoda; Thecostraca; Balanomorpha; Balanidae. Gene Ontology annotation, cellular component: extracellular matrix. The record is from RefSeq and is a predicted model, not a curated record.